This is a messenger RNA of Aspergillus alliaceus, 1780 nucleotides long. RefSeq names its product transcription factor SPN1. The transcript is spliced from 4 exons. Gene Ontology annotation, biological process: poly(A)+ mRNA export from nucleus. Gene Ontology annotation, cellular component: nucleus. The coding region runs from base 190 to 1485 and encodes 431 amino acids. Lineage: Eukaryota; Fungi; Ascomycota; Eurotiomycetes; Eurotiales; Aspergillaceae. The record is from RefSeq and is a predicted model, not a curated record.
CACGGAUUCACGAAGAGGAAGAGAUACCCAGCCCGGGAUUGCGUCUUCGUUACGAUUCGACGAGCCGUGUUGCCGAGCAACAGCGACAGCGACAGCUACAGAAAUAUUAAGACGGGCGCCGUUAUCGAGUGCUCUACUUUCUUCUACACACACCUUUUUCAAUAAAAGGUCUGCACAGCGACGAGGAAAAUGUCGGCUAGUCCAGAGAUCAAGCCUCAGAACACCGAGGAGGAACCCGUGCAGGCUCCUACCCCCAGCGCUGGCUCUGAGGGUCAGGAAGACCAGGGUACUGAGCCUACGCUUGCUGAGGAUGAGGAGGCGCCAGAAUUAGACGAGAAGAAUAACGAGUCGGAUGAUGAGUCAAUUCUGUCGGAGGUUGACGAGGCGCAGUUUGAGGACUUUGAUCCUGAGAAUGUUGAUGUCGAGGAUCGGCCGCAACUUGCGAUUGAUGAGGAUAACUUGAAGCUUAUUGGGCGGCAUAAGCGGCAGAGGGGUGAGGAGGGGGGUGAUGGGGAGCGGUCGAAACGGAAGAGGGAGGGGCGGAGGGAGAAGAAGAGUCGCCGGAUGAGGGACUUGGAGGAGGCGGGUAGUGAUGGCGAGGGGAAGUCGAAGAAGAGGGAGAGUAGGAAGAGGAGGGAGCCUACGCCGGAGGAUGAGACGAUGGAUCCUGCUACUCGUCGUCGCAGGGCGUUGGAUCGUGCGAUGGACGAGGCGCUUAAGAAGCCGACUAAGAGGCGUUUCCGCAAGGCCGAUGGGAUUGAUUUGGAACAAAUGGCCGAUGCUGAAAUUGAGGAUAUGCGCAAGCGCAUGACCCACGCUGCUCAGUUGGACGCCAUCAAUCGACGUGAGGGCAAGCCCGCUAUGCAUAAGCUGAAGAUGCUACCCGAGGUGGUAUCGCUCCUAAAUCGCAACCAAUAUGUCAACAGUCUAGUCGACCCGGAAAUCAACCUCCUUGAGGCAGUCAAGUUCUUCUUGGAACCUUUGGACGAUGGCUCUCUGCCGGCCUACAAUAUUCAGCGGGAUCUGAUGAACUCGCUGGGCAAGCUCCCGAUCAACAAGGAGGCGCUCAUUGCUAGUGGAAUCGGCAAGGUUAUUGUGUUCUACACCCGCAGCAAACGCCCUGAGGCCGGUAUCAAGCGUAUGGCUGAGCGUCUGCUUGCCGAAUGGACCCGUCCGAUUCUCCAGCGCAGUGACGAUUACUCUAAGCGAGUGUACCAGGAAGCGGAAUUCGAUCCUCGCAAAGUCCAACGUACUGUCCAAUCGGCGGAGGUCACCGCAGCAGAAGCGCGCGCCCGCGAACUACUUCCUCCCCGUUUGGCGAACCGUGCCAGAGCCGACAUCACACAUACCAGCUAUACUGUUGUGCCCCGUCCGACGAUGGUCCAGGAGAGCAAAUUCGCGCGGCCACUGGGCGCAAGCGGAGAGGAUCGAUUCCGAAAGAUGCGUGCCCGACAGAUUGCGGCGUCGAAGGGAUCGCGACGAUAGGGAUAUCAUAUUCAUUCAUGCUAGAUGCAUGUCCACCUUCAUUUUUUUGCAUUUUUCUCUUUCUUUUUCCUUUUCUAUUUCCUUCCUAUUCUUUAUCUUGUCUUAUCUGAAUGUAUGUUACCUACGGUUCAGGUUGCGGGCGUCAUCGGGUCAAGUUGUUAGUUGAAAUCAAGUCAGUCUAGAACAAUCCUUACAUAAAGGAUCUUUUUUUGGGUCUCGGAAACACCUUGCCGAACAGAGUAACAGUAACCUGCCAAUCAUGCCAUCCGGAAAGUCAGGCAGCGGCUUACUCAUU